AUGCACGCCCUGCGAUCAAUUGCCACCGCCCGACGAGGACUGGCCACCGUGGCCGCCAGCAAGCCGUAAGUCCGCAACGUUUCGACUCUCGGUGAUCGAGCUCGACGAGGAUCAUUCUGGGAAGCUGAGCUCCUCACCGCUAUGCACACCCUGUAGACCCACAGGUAUGGCACCGAGUACAGCACACGUCUCGCGUCGGAACUUUUACUGACCUUCUCACCCCAAUGCCCUUGGUCUCCGCCUCCACUUCCCUCUCGAUCUCGUUCCUCCGCGCCGGUGUCGUCAUGUUGUCCGGCUCACUCCUUCGGCCUCGUCGAUCGUACGAUCCCAUCCCACCAAAUCGCUGGGUUAUCUCCCCUCGCCCACAAUCUGCCAAACUCCACAGCCGUUGUUCUGAUGAACAUGGGUGGUCCUUCCACGGUAAGGGCCACAUCCUUUCCCAUUCUGUUGCGCUUGCCCGCGUCGUGUCCAAUCACCACUCGCCGAUCUCGCACCACGAAUCGGACUUGGUCAACGCUGCCACCUCACUAAAGCAUGCGGUUCGAACACGCCACUCGUCCCUCCAGUUCUUUGCCAAAAUACCACGGGAAAACGAUACGCAUAAUCGCACUUCCGUUCCGGCUUACACUCGGACAUGGGCAUGCUAGCGGUCAAAAUUGAGCUCGGCCUGUAGCCAGCCCGAUUCCAGACACAGGCUUUGGUGUACUUUGGCUGACCCUGCAAUACUCUCAUGCACUACCAGGUCCCGGAAACCGGUGACUUUUUGUCUCGACUCUUUCACGACGGCGAUCUCAUUCCGCUUCCUUUCCAGUCUUACCUCGCCCCCUUGAUCGCCAAACGCCGAACACCCAAGAUCGAAGCUCAAUACGCCGCGAUCGGAGGUGGAUCCCCGAUCCUCAAGUGGACCCGGAUCCAAGGCGAAGGCAUGGCCAAGCUCCUUGACGAGCUCUCACCCGGGACGGCACCCCACAAGGCCUACGUGGCCUUCCGAUACGCCAACCCUUUAACGGAGACCUGCCUCGACGAGAUGAGGAAGGACGGUGUAGAGCGCGCCGUUGCCUUCACGCAAUACCCUCAGUACUCGUGCUCGACAACGGGUAGUUCGAUCAAUGAGAUGUGGAGGGUCUUGCAGGAACGCUCCAAGGCUGGUAACGAAAAGCCGAUUCAGUGGAGUGUCAUCGAUCGAUGGGGGGUGCACGAAGGCUACGUCGAUGUCAGUUCGAUACUCUAGCCACUCCUGGACGGUGCGAUGCACUAACACUCGACCUUUUGAUAAAAAUAUAGGCGGUGGCACGAAAUAUUGAAAAAUCUCUCGCGGACUACCCGGCCGAAGUGCGCAACAAGGUCGUGCUCCUCUUCUCGGCCCACUCCCUCCCAAUGUCCGUCGUCAACCGCGGCGACCCUUACCCCGCCGAAGUUGGAGCGACCGUAUCGGCGAUCAUGACUCGACUGGGGCACACGAACCCGUACCGGCUGACAUGGCAGUCCCAGGUCGGCCCUUCGGCGUGGUUGGGUCCUCAAACCAGCGACGCAAUCAAGGGGCUGGGAAAACGACACAACGACAUGCUCUUGAUUCCCGUGGCUUUCACCAGUGAUCACAUCGAGACCUUGUUCGAGUUGGAUUUGGAGUACCUCGAGGAGGCAAAAGAGGUGCGCAAAAGCCAAAAUUGAGCUUUUAUCCCAGGCUGCCGGUUCUGACCCAACUCCCUUAACCUUAUCGCGCAGAUGGGGCUGACAGGGGUCCGACGCUGCGAAUCUCUCAACGACUCGCCCCACUUCAUCCGCGCCAUCGCAGACAUCGCCGCCAAGCACCUCAAGAGUCCGCAAGCGACUUCGGUUCAAAUGGGUCUGCGAUGCCCCGGGUGCACGAACGAGAAGUGCGGUCACGCGAAGGAGUUCUUCGCCAAUCACCCGCCGCCGAAGGGGGACGGGAUUGCAGCGAACUGA
This is a messenger RNA of Microbotryum saponariae, 1947 nucleotides long. The record is from the annotation of a GenBank genome assembly. Lineage: Eukaryota; Fungi; Basidiomycota; Microbotryomycetes; Microbotryales; Microbotryaceae.